This is a messenger RNA of Cimex lectularius (bed bug), 6143 nucleotides long. It is a transcript of the gene pcx, whose product is annotated as pecanex-like protein 1. Gene Ontology annotation, biological process: endoplasmic reticulum organization. Gene Ontology annotation, cellular component: membrane; endoplasmic reticulum. The record is from RefSeq and is a predicted model, not a curated record. The coding region runs from base 170 to 5431 and encodes 1753 amino acids. Lineage: Eukaryota; Metazoa; Arthropoda; Insecta; Hemiptera; Cimicidae. The transcript has 25 exons.
UUUCUACAACGCUCCCUAGGUCGUCUAGAGAAGAAAAAUAUUAGCAGAAAUGUGAUUGUGGAAUUUGUUGAUUAUUAUACGGUCAUGGGUUCAGGGGUGUCAACAGUUGACCAGAAUUUCCAGUUCGGAUGACGAGGAGGAUGACAGGCUUUGAAGAAAUAGGAAAUUUAUGAGUGCCCAACAAAUUAUGGGUUCACAAACCUUGGAAAUACUAAGGCAAGGAGUAUGGGCAUCAUUAACUGGUGGAUGGUAUUACGACCCACAUCAGAGCAUUUUCUGCAACACUUUUCAUCUGUAUUUGUGGCUGUUUCUUCUCUGCCUGCCAUUUACUAUCUACUUGUACGUUCCACCUUCCGUGUUGGUUUGGAGCGGAUACUGCUCCAGUGUUUUUAUUCUGUUUGCUACAACAAAGUUAAUAAAUCUGUCACUCCAUCACAUGUUCGAUAAGCCAGAAUGCAUGGUAGAAGAGAUCAUCGAUGACAAAGAUGUACGCAAACAUCAAUUGUACCACACAAGUCAACAAUCUUCCCCACUCAGGGAGGAAGAAGGCAUUGAAAUGCAAGUAUUAAAUAGUAACCGUGCGAGCAAUGGAGCAGGAAUGAGUGCCACUCCUGAUUGCAGCCCUCCUGCAUCAUCAGUGGCUGACAGCAAUGAAAUGCAAGCGCAACAAAUGGCUAGUACCGUAGAUCUCAAGGUAGAUGUUCACAGAAAAAACAGUUCAGAAAGCAGUGAAGGUCCUUGCAGCUGCAACAUACCUUCACUCCGUAAAGAUUGUGCGGCGAGUUCGAGUUGGAUGAAUGCUGGAAGCAGUAGAUCACUGAGUCAAGUGUCCCUCCAUAGAAAUUUGGUACGUCCAAUGAGUGCAGCUAAAAGCUUGAGUGGUGUUUUGGAAAGCUCAGAAGGUGUGGAUAUGAUCGAUUCUGGCCGAAGGAAACUACAUCACAGACAUAAAAGGAGAAAAGGACGAUAUCGUCUUAGUCAAUCUCGCCGUGAGGCAAUGGCAUCACGAGGUGUAAGUGAGGAUUAUGAUGGAGAAGCUUUGAGUCCUAGUGGCCUUGACUGGCUGUUUCAGAACACCGACGGUGAAAACGAACCGACAUUGCAUGCUGUGCAUAUAUUCGAUCCAGGUGAAACAUAUCAAGCUGGCUUUUGGAGUUUCACACUGUCUGAUGACACCCUGUCAGAUACAUCACUUAGCCUAUUAGAACAACCCACUCAAGAUGAUGUUGAAUCUCCCCCAGGAAAAUCAUCACAAGAGCAAGGCGCAAUUCCAAAAACCCCAAGUAGUCCAGUUUGGGCUUCAAAUGAAGGGCAAAGAAACAGGAGGGGCUGUCAUAAACCUAAACAUCAUCGUACUUUAACUCUCAUGGCAAGACAAAAUUCGGGAAUGAAUGGUUCUGGUGAAAGGGAACUGAAGCCUGAUGAUGUUAACAACAAUAGCAAUAAAAAGGCUGAAUUAAGCUGCCUUUUGCCGACGCCUUCGACUCCGACAGUCAUGAGGUUUCCAGUUCCUCCUUCGGCUCCAAGUUCUUCUUCAGCAAUGAGCACGUUACAACAGUUCACUCAAACCCCCGGAGGUUCUUUCAUUCUGCAGUCGCUUACUCCAAGAAUCCCUUCCCAUCCUAUGUCAGUUUACACAUUUUCUCCACAGACGCCCCAGCAAGAACCGACAGAACCUAAACUUCACCGUCAUCGGCCAACAAUGGAGUCGCCUAAAGUUCCAAGAAGAUAUUACAGACAUACAUGGUGUCCUUAUGUUAAAAUACACUUUGACAGACUAACUCUUUUAGCAGUUCUUGACAGGAACUUGAGCUAUGUGGAAACAUUUUUAAGCAUAAUCCUUGCAUCGAGUGUUGGGGUUCUUGGGUCUAUUUUAUUAUAUCUUCAACUUUAUCGUGAUUUGCAUGCAUUUAUAUUGUGUUUUGUGAUGGCUGGAAGUCAAUACUCUUUGAUAAAAAGUGUUCAACCUGAUACUGCUUCUCCGACUCAUGGAUAUAAUAGAAUUGUCGUAUUUUCUCGACCUGUAUAUUUUGUCUUAGUGGCUUCUCUUAUACUUUUAUUACAUUUUAAUGUACCAAAAACAUCAAUGACAUUUUCUAUCUAUGGCUUGACUUUUAAAACUGUACAUUUAACCCUUUUUAUGAGAGAUCUGUUAUGUAUAAUACUUUUGUGUUUUCCUGUCCUUUUCGGCCUUGGUCUGUUCCCACAGGUAAAUACAUUCAGCAUGUAUUUACUGGAACAAAUAGAUAUGCAUAUUUUUGGAGGCAAUGCUACUUGCAGUUUAAGAAGUGCUUUAUACUGUGUAUUUCGAAGUUGUGUUGUUGUUAUAUUUUUAUACGGUUUUGCCUACGGUGGCCUCAGUGAAGAGAAAUCUUCACAGCAUAUAUUGUUUUCUAUUUACUGUGGACUGCUGAUUGCGGCCAGUUAUCAUCUUAGUCGAAGCUCAAGUGACCCUGGGCCCAUUUUGAACAUUCUCAAGACACACCUGUGGAUUGUGGAAGAAGUGCCAAAGACAGAAGAUGUGAAAGAGGAACCCGAAGAAGAUCCCCUACCAAAGAAGUUGCAAGCGACAGUCAACACCAGGCUCAUGUCCGAUCUGUUGGUUUGCACUGUGAUUGCUCUAGUCGUUUUUGGAAUUCAUUGCAGUUCAAUAUUUACUGCAUUACAACCAGAACUCAAUCCUGUUAUGGGAAGCGUUGCUGUUGCACUCGGUUUUCUUUUGCACUACAUAAUGCCUCAACUACGGAAACAACUGCCAUGGCUUUGCUUAGCAAGGCCAGUCCUCAGACACUCCAACCAACCUCGUUAUGAACCACACCACCCACCUACAGUUAUGUGGUUUGAAAAACUGUACGUUUGGCUUUGUGUUCUGGAGAGCAACAUUGUCUAUCCUGUGUUAAUGUUAGCUCGGCUCACUUCGGACUCUUCAAUUCUUGCGGCUAACAUGGGGCCUGGUUGGGCAUCACUUGUCUUGACUAUCUGCGGCCUGAAAGCCCUUCGUUCCGCUUUUUCACAGCCUCACGAUCAAUUUUUAGUACUCACGUUUGCAGUGCUUCUCUUCCAAGUAGAUUUCCGCCAAUAUUCUUCAACUUUCCUUGUCGAUUACUUCAUUACUGCUAUUGCGCUGAAUAAAACUUAUGAAUUUUUGCUCAAGAUUCAGUUUGUUGUGACAUAUAUCGCUCCUUGGCAAAUUACAUGGGGUUCGGCUUUUCAUGCAUUUGCCCAGCCAUUUUCCGUACCUCAUUCUGCUAUGACUUUUCUUCAAGCUGCACUCUCGGCCCUCGUGUCAGCUCCUCUCAAUCCUUUUCUUGGGAGUGCAAUUUUCAUCAGUUCCUAUGUGCGGCCGAUUAAAUUCUGGGAAAGAGAUUAUAACACAAGGCGAGUCGACCAUUCCAAUACCAGGCUCUGCUCACAUCUAGACAGAAAUUUGGGUGCUGACGACAAUAAUCUCAAUUCGAUAUUUUAUGAGCAUCUAACACAUUCCUUACAACAUUCUCUCUGUGGAGAUAUCAUCUUAGGCCGUUGGGGCAUCGUGAGACAAGGGGAUUGUUUCGUUCUCGCUUCUGAUUACUUAAAUUGUUUGGUCCAUAUCAUUGAAAUUGGAAACGGCCUAGUGACUUUCCAAAUGAGAGGUCUCGAAUUCAGGGGCACAUAUUGCCAACAGAGAGAGGUCGAAGCCAUAUCAGAAGGUGUCGAAGACAAUCAAGGUUGGUGCUGUUGUGAGCCAGGCCAUUUGCCAAAUCUUUUAAGUUUAAAUGCUAGUUUUUCACUAAGAUGGUUAGCAUGGCAAGUUACAGCUGCAAGUUAUAUUUUAGAAGGAUAUAGCAUAUCGGAUAACUCUGCUGCAUCAAUGCUCCAAGUUUUUGAUUUCAGAAAAGUCCUCGUCACUUAUUAUGUGAAGAGCAUUAUAUAUUACGCUGUUGGGUCAGAAAGACUCGAGACCUGGUUGGAGAGCCCAGUCUUGUUAGAUGCAUUGAGGCCAACACUUAGUAAAAAUUUUGUGGAGCUGGAUCCAAUUUUUAAUAUAAAUAUUGAUGAAGAUUAUGAUUUCCGAGUGGCAGGCGUGACUAGGACAUCAUUCUGCACUGUCUAUUUACAUUGGAUACAGUUUUGCAAUGAAAAAAGAGAAAAAAAAUUAGCCGAUACAGGAAAAGAUUCAACAUUGGUGUCAUUGUGUUUUGCAUUGAGCUUACUUGGACGAAGAACCCUUGGGGCUGUUUCUCACAAUACUACUGCAAGUGUGGAGUUUUUUCUUUACGGACUUCAUGCUCUGUUUAAAGGAGAUUUUCGUAUUACAUCUUUAAGAGACGAAUGGAUAUUUUCGGAUAUGGAACUCUUAAAAAGUGUGGUGGCUCCAGCAGUUAGGAUGUCAUUAAAACUACACCAAGAUCAUUUCAUGUCACCAGAAGAAUAUGAUGAUCCAAAUUUAUUACACGCAGCAAUAACAGAACAUAGGGAAAAACUGGUCAUAUCGCACGAAGGGGAUCCGAGUUGGAGAGCCGCGGUAUUGGCAGGGACUCCAUCAUUACUUGCUCUACGGCAUGUCACUGACGAUGGUGCUGAUGAAUAUAAGAUAAUAAUGCUAAACAAACGUCUGUUGAGUUUUCGUGUAAUCAAACUCAAUCGUGAAUGCGUGAGAGGUCUUUGGGCAGGGCAGCAGCAAGAAUUGGUGUAUUUGAGAAACACAAAUCCGGAACGGGGUUCCAUCCAAAACGCCAAACAAGCAUUAAGGAAUAUAAUUAAUUCCUCGUGUGACCAGCCAAUCGGAUAUCCAAUUUUUGUUUCUCCUUUGACAACAUCUUAUUCAGACACAAAUAGCCAACUUAGGAGCAUUCUCCCCGGUCCGAUUACAACUACUUCGAUAAAAAAUGCUGCAAUACGACUCUGGACAAGAGUACGAAAAAGGUGCAUCGAGGGAUGUUCUAGUGGUAAUUCCAUGCAUCAGGAUGACGGUGGAUUUGGAAAUGAAGGGGUCUAUGCAAUGACAACUUACACUAAUCGUCAAUCUGGUGGUAUUACAGGAUCUUUAGAAAGGGGUGGGGCAAGGGCGAGUGUUGCUUCUUCCGGAAAGCCUUCUUUGGCAUCUUUAGCCGGCCUUUUAUCACCCGCUACUCAGGCAAAUGAACAAGCUGCCCUUCCUAGAGUUAGAAUAAUAGAUCCAAACCAGGUUUAUGAUUGUAUAAAUUUGGGAAGACGUAUAGAUGUGAUUUGGCCAGAUGAGAAAAUGAGAGCGCAAGGUGGCAGAUCACAAUGGGGCGAUUGGGUGCCCCUACCUGGAAUGGAGGGUCAGGUCGUCCACAAGUGGGUCCCUUGUCAUAGAGAUAUCACCAGGAGAUCUCAUGUCGAUCGUACUAUUCUACUUGUUAAAAUUGAAGAAAGGUAUGUUCCUAUUGCAGAAUCAGGCAUUAUCGAUUUAGGGCCUGAUUUAUAAUGUUAGUAGUCAGUAAUGUUUGGAUUAAGAAGUGAUACAAUUGACAUAAGAUUUUUUCUUUGUACAAUAUUUACAAUUAUUUGUCAUUAUCGAUUAUUUUAUGACUGUUUAUAUAUAUUAACAAAAACAUCGAUCAUCAUCAUACUGUUGAUUUCUACACAUUUAACUUUUUAUUUUGUAAUAAAUUAAAAUUAAGCCGUUCAUAUGCCUUAACUUGUUAGACUGAUUAAAUAAAUAUUUAUGUAAAUAAUAUUGUUACUGUAUAUGUAAUUGUGAAUAACUGUACAUUUUCGCAACUUUUUAGAAUAAAUUUAUUUAUCACCUACUAAUUAGAUAACAUUAGAAUCUGGGUAUAGGAACUUGGCUGUGCAUUAAAGGCUUAUUUGAUUUAAAAACUAUAAAUAAUCAUAGGAGUAAGGAUUUGUUAAAAAAAGAAGUUUGAAUUUAUCUUUUUAGUUGGCAAUUUUUUUUUCAAGGAGUAAUAAAAUUUUGCCUAUGUUGAAACAUUUCAGCCGAUGCAUUUAAAUCGGUGGUGUAAUAAAGAAUCAAUUUUAGCGAAGCAGUUUUCAAUAUAUAAAAAUAAUGUUUGACUCUUUUCUUCAGUUGUUUAAUUUGUUCAGAAUUAUGUAAAAGAGCAAAAAGUGUUCAGUUUCUAUUUUUAGAAAAUGGGAGUUGUAUGAAUGGAAAAAUAAACUAUACUUUUUAAUAUGUA